AUGUCCUCCCAAGCCUUUAGAUCAAGAAAGACAUCCUCACCUAGUUAUCCUACACCAGCUCAAAGCCAUUCUGGCUCUUCUGAGGUUGGUUCUCCUUUGGAUGAUAUAGCUCGUCAAAGAAUGUCAAAGAAGGAUGAGGCUAUCCGAAAAAAAGUCGAACAUGAGUUGAGUAAGAAAAAUCGGACAAAAAGCUUGUCAUUAAACCGCGGAAAACCACAACGCCCAGUUACAGGUGCUAAAGGGACCGUUGCGUCUCUUAAUCCAUCACAGGCACUAACCGUGAGAGAAAGUGCUUUGGUUGUUGAAGCGUCACAACUUAUGGCAGCCAAACGUGCAGACUGUGUGCUUGUUAUAGAUAGCGAAGAACAUUUAUCCGGAAUUUUUACUGCUAAAGAUUUGGCUUUUCGGGUAGUUGGAGACGGUUUAGACGCAAGAACCACAACCGUAGCAACAAUAAUGACGAGGAAUCCAAUGUGCGUAAAAAAUGAUACUUCAGCAACUGAUGCUCUUAAUACAAUGGUUGCACGUGGGUUUCGACAUCUUCCCGUAUGUAACGAAGAAGGUGAUGUUGUCGGACUUCUCGAUAUCACUAAAUGUCUUUAUGAGGCAUUGGAUAAAAUGGAACGAGCAUAUGGAUCAUCCAAAAAAUUAUAUGAUGCACUUGAAGGGGUUGAAAGAGAAUGGUCAACAAAUCAGCCUACUCAAAUCGUUCAAUACAUGGAAAUGUUACGUGAAAAGAUGGCUUGUCCGGAUUUAACAUCCGUUUUGGACGGUUCAAUGCCGGCCGAAGUUGGUGUUCGAACAUCAGUAAGAGAUGCAGCUAGAUUAAUGAGAGAAUUUCGUACAACAGCAGUAUUAGUCAUGGAACAUAAUGCGAUUGCUGGUAUCUUUACUAGUAAAGAUAUUGUAUUGAGAGUCAUAGCAGCUGGGUUAGAUCCUUCAACAUGUAGUGUAGUAAGAGUAAUGACACCACAUCCUGAUACCGCACCACCACAUACAAGCAUUUUAGAGGCAUUGAAAAAGAUGUACGACGGCCAUUAUCUAAACUUACCAGUUGUUGACGGUUGCAACAUUUUAGGGAUGGUCGAUGUAUUAAAGUUGACAUAUGCCACAAUGGAACAGAUGUAUUCAAUGCAAAAUCAGGAAAAUGGCAAUGACGGAGGUGGUCCAAUGUGGAAUAAAUUCUGGAACUCUCUUGCUAAUGAUGGUGACAAUGAAUCUACAGUAUCAGAUUCGAUUGCUCCAUCACAAAGCGUUUCAAACAUCCCACCGCCAUCACCAAAUUCAAGAAUGCGUGGAUCAGGAAACAUCUCUCCAAUCCCCGAAAUCCACCCAAGCGAAUCAGCUUCAGCUAUUGAUGAUGGUUCUUUAGCGUCAUUUCCACAUGGUCACGACGACAACUUUUUUACCUUCAAAUUCAAAGCACCUAAUGGCAAAUCGCAUCGUUUCACUGUUGAUUAUACAAAUUUUGAACAUAUUCGAGCUACAGUGACUUCCAAACUACCUUCCAAUGUCAGAGAUUUUAAUAUCUCUUAUGUGGAUGAGGAUGAUGACCACGUUUCAAUGUCAAAUGAUGAUGAUGUUGUCGAUGCCGUUAGAAUUGCACAACGACAGGGCAUGAGUCGUAGACGACGUAAAAGACGAAGCAAACAUGUACCAAGUUAUAAUUUGCCUAUUCCACAUGAUUUAUUGUUGCCCGGAGCUGUUCUUACACUUGCAGUUGCGAUUAUUGGUGUAUUUGCAUUAUCCAGAUCCAAAUAA
This is a messenger RNA of Funneliformis geosporum, 1761 nucleotides long. Lineage: Eukaryota; Fungi; Glomeromycota; Glomeromycetes; Glomerales; Glomeraceae. The record is from the annotation of a GenBank genome assembly.